Molecule: messenger RNA, 1908 nt
Organism: Lodderomyces theae
Lineage: Eukaryota; Fungi; Ascomycota; Pichiomycetes; Serinales; Debaryomycetaceae
Exons: 1
Coding region: 1-1908 (635 amino acids)
Molecular function (GO): protein binding
Source: RefSeq, a predicted model, not a curated record
AUGCUAGAUCCAUCAACAAGAUUGAGAAACGCCGUCAUAGCCGGUAAUUUAGCCAUAGUCAAGCGAAUACUAUCACGAUUCCCUGAAUUGUGGCUCAAUGUCGACCCCAAUCACCAAGGCUGGUCCAAUCUUCAUUAUGCAUCGUAUCAUGGCCACUACUUGAUCUGUUUCCAUUUAAUCACUUUCAUCAACAAGACAUUGGGCAAUUUGCAAAAUGAGUACACCACGUUGGAUUUGUUGACUUUUGAUAAUUUGAAUGUGCUUCAUUUGACUAUGGAGCAUCAUCAUUCACAAACUUUGCAUUAUUUAUUACAAGAGUUUCCCGGGAAAAUAUGGCUCAAUUCAAUAGGAGGACCUCAUAAACAAUCACCAUUGCAUUAUAGUUGCAGAUACAAUUUCAAAGAGGGGACAAACUUGUUGUUGGAAUUUGGCGCCAAUUACAAUUUGGCUGACGAGAAUGGCGAUACUUGUCUACAUAUAUGCUUCCAGUACGGGAGUAUAAAAUGUUUGUAUGAAAUAUCAAAUCAUAUUAUCAGGCUGUCGAAGGAUAAAGACACAGCAAAAGCAGCUAUCGACACUUUUGAAAAUGUCAAGAACAAAAAUGGAUGGAUUGCAAAGGACUUUGCUUCCAGCUUUGAGUUGAUUCAACAGUAUGAAGAUGUCAAGAGUCGAAGUUUAGCAAGCUAUGAUUUAGUCACACCACCACCACCUGAGCCACUUGCACCACCAGUAAAGACUCAACUUUGGCUCGAUUCUGAAAGAGCCAACAAUUUCUCACGAGGCUCACUAGAGGAGAACAAGGUGUUGACUAGUCCAAUUGUGCUGAUGUCUCAACAACAACAACAACAACAACAACACAACCUGCCACUGCUAUCGAGACCUCCAUACAGGCGACAACAUUCUCAGUCGGUACCAAAUGAGCAAAGCAAAACCACUAGCAACGAAACCAAUAGCAAUCCUUUGCGCCAGAGAUCAAACACUACAUUCAGUAGCAAGCCCACUCCACUAAACAUAUCGUCGAAACCAUCCCACACUUCCUUACAUGGAAAUUCAAUGGGACUGUUGCACGGAGCAGUUGCUCCCUUGACCCCGUUGAAUCCACCAAAAACACCAUCUAUAAAAUCAGUCACUAUAUCACCUGUGGGUGCAGACCCUACAAGCUCAAGCAUUGACAAGGAACGGGAUUUGGAAUCGCCGCAAUCGGUCUCUAGUGGCUCGUCGUAUUUUGCACACUCAAGUGACCAUCAUUAUUCUGCAAACACAAGAACGCGCAAGCCCUCUGUAUCAAAACCAACUACAUUACCGUCGAUAAAUUCACCCGUGGCAAACACAUUCGACGAGGCAUCGGGUCAACAGAGUGUAACAGCAAAUACCCAACUCCAGUCCCACGAGUUGAAACCCAGUCCUGCAUCAUCUUCAUCGUCAAUUGCUGCUAAAGUUGCUUUCAAUUCAAGCAGAUCAUCCUCCUUGCAUAAUGUAUCAGAUACCAGCCCCAUGAAAACAAGACCAAGGUCAUCUUCCCGUCAACCUUCCAAUCUCAGCAAUAGCCGAGUCAACAGUUUCAACAGUACACUGAGCUCAAACAGUGCAGCUUACAGCAUACCGCAAGAACUGUCAAUUGCAAACAGCUCGAGCUCGAGCUCGAGUUUUGAGACUAUACAUCGACCCAAGAAUAAUUCCGAGAAUGAUGUUACCACAAGUGCAGGAACUUCCAAAACCAAUUUGAAUCAUUUCACAUUGAAAAAAUCAAGGUCGUCUGGUACGUUACCUUCCAAAGUUCCCAAGAAUGGCGGUCAUCAUGUGUUUGUUCAUACUGCUGGUAAUACGAGUCUUCAUUCCUUGAAUAGCAACGCAGAUUACGAGACAAAAUCUUCGGUAAAUAGCAUAUCAUUUAGUCGUGUCAGGUAG